Molecule: messenger RNA, 14399 nt
Organism: Betta splendens (Siamese fighting fish)
Lineage: Eukaryota; Metazoa; Chordata; Actinopteri; Anabantiformes; Osphronemidae
Gene: rnf213b
Product: ring finger protein 213b
Exons: 59
Coding region: 1-13863 (4620 amino acids)
Biological process (GO): ubiquitin-dependent protein catabolic process; negative regulation of non-canonical Wnt signaling pathway; sprouting angiogenesis
Cellular component (GO): cytosol; nucleolus; membrane
Molecular function (GO): ATP hydrolysis activity; metal ion binding; ubiquitin-protein transferase activity
Source: RefSeq, a predicted model, not a curated record
AUGCUAAAAGAGGAGCCCACGGAAAAUACCCCUGAAGGCUGCAGGAACAUCAACCCUCUAGUUCUGGGUCUGUCCAUUUUCACGGUGACCAGACAAUGUGAAGUCAACCUGGGAGUGACCGGCUGGGCCCAGCUGUGUCUGCUGGUGUCCUCUGAGGCCGCGAUGGACCAGAACAACCUGGACGCGUUGUCCGGGUCCUUCCACAGUGCGCAACAUACUGUGCUGGGUCUGAUGAACUGUUGCGUUCAGAACUUGGUGUCGGAGCUGGUCCUGCUCGUUCCUCUGCUCUUUGGGCUCAGGCAGCCAGGAGCCGACGCAAUGAAAGUGGGUCCAACCGUUGAGGAAGAGAACUGGUCAGGACUGAGCGGUGUCAAUUUCACCCGCUUCAGAGAGCGUAUCGAGUCCCUGUCUGAUAAAAGAAAGAAGAUGCUGAGUUUGGUCCAGUCUCACCUGUCGCGGGCGAAAGCCUCGCCUCUGGUUCUGAUGGGCUGGUUAGCCCUGCUUGCCUUUGAGGAUCUCCCUGGGUUUUCAGAGCUGACAGGAAUAGGAGCAGAACAUCUGAUCCAGAGUCUGCUGUACAGACUCAGAGCACGCGGAGAGUCACGGAAUUCAACCCAACACCAGGAGGAUGUCAAGGAAGCCUUGAGCCAUUUACUGGAGCAGGUGCACAAAGAGAGCGACAGCAUGAUUGAGUCUGGGAGCAUCAAAGCCGCCUUCAUGAGCAGCCUCAGUGUGUUGGAGAGCACGUGCAGAGGUGUGCGACUGGUCCAGUGCUACCAGCCGGCGGUUCUGUCCUACCAGCUGGUGCUGAGACUGGCUGAGACGUUCCAUGCCUCACUGAUGAAGCAGCUCAGUGAGGACGGCUGCGAGAGCUCAAAGCAGCAGCUCCUGGCGUCGCUGCAGGCCGUGCAGCAGGCCGUCAGCGGGUGGAGGGACCACCUGCUGCAGAAGCCUCUUCUGACGGCCUGGUCCCUCAGCUACCCAAAGGAAGUCCAGAUGUGGGAUGCGCUGAUCAAGGUGAAAUGCUCUGUUGGGGAGUUUUCCUCUGGCUGGAAGCUGUGCAUCAAGAAAGAUCUGCAGGAAAGGAUUUCCAAGUUGUCUGCGGAGGACAGAGUGUUGGUCUGCUGCCUUGAGUCCCCGUUGGCGGCCAUUAGAGGAAGCCAUGAGGUGGUACAGGCGUGUUUCCAUGACCUGUGUCAGGCGGCAGUGCGCUCCAUAUGCCAGAGACGACUGGAGGGGGACCUGAUGCGGCGCCUCAGCUCCAAGGUCAGACCCAUCCCUGAUGUCGUCCUGUCUGCUGUUGUGGUGGAGUCAGCUGCUCGAUUCGCUGACGAGUCUGUGGUCCAGCUGCUCCAUCCACAGUCUGCCGUGAACCACCUACUGUCUGAGUGUGAGUGGAGGUCGGUCCGGGUGGAUGACUCCGCAGGGCAGGUGGUCCAGCGCUGCGUGGUUGCAGUCCAGUCUCUGGUGGAGUCUCUCCUUCAAGGACACGUACUCGUGGGACAACUGCAGGACUGCCUGAAAUACAAAGAGCAGUUCAGCAGACUUCAUCAGCAGUACAAGAAAAAUACCAAAUCUGAGACGGUUCCUGUAGACGGAGAUGCGCUUCUGGCUCAGAGAGAGAAGGAUCUGAACACCUUCCUGCUGCGUAAACAGCAGAUUGAGACUCUGAUGAAGAUGAUUGCAAAGGUUGCAGAAAGCUUCACAGUUCCUGAGAUGUCAACUAUGGAGCAGCAGCACAAACUAGACCUGCAGACUGUGAGACUGAACCAACUGGUUCUGGUUCAGCCCUUUGAUGCUAAGGGGGAGUUGAAGACGACGGGGCCUCCCCAGGUUCUUUGGUUCAACGCCAGCAUGAACGUCUUGAAAAUGGCCAAUGAAAUGCACAGACUGCACCACAGCAACCUGAUUCUGUCCUGGUGGGUCAAGAGAGCAGCAUCACUGACUUCAGCAGGGCAGCCAGUGACACUGAAGCAGAUCUAUGACCACAUGUGGGAUUCGUUGAUGACCGAAUUCUUUGAGCUCGGUGUCAGCAUUGCAAAAGCAAACAUCACUUUAAAGCAGCUUGAUGAUGUUUUGGAGGAGGCUGGUGACCCAGGCGAUGGGCAGCUAAUGGAAAAGGAGCUGAGUCUGAUGUCAGAGAUGUUCUUGGAGAAAGGAAGGUUCAAACCAGAGGAGAACUGGGUGGAGCUGAGGCUCCGUCAGAUCCAGGAGUAUCAGCAGCUCUAUAAGGCGGCCGCCGCAGCCCGCGUGAUUCUGAAAAUCAGUGACAAAAUGAAACUUACUGGGAGCUUUCGAGAAAUAGAGACACUCCGCCAACUGGAGGAUGCGUCCUUCAAAGACAGGAGCCUGCGUUCUCUGAGUGAUGACCUGUUUCAUGCCAAGCAGCUCAUGUCCUCCAUCACCAAGCAGCAAACUGCCUGUCUGGAACAGUUCCUCAAGAGCCAACCUCUGGUCAACUGGGUCCAAGCCAACCUCAAAAAUAUGAGCGAUGUGAAGGUCUACGUCGAACUGGCUUCUAUAUCAGCCGGCGAGAACGACAAGGAGAUCGACCAGGUGGCCUGUUUCCACGACGCUGUCAUGGGCUACGCCCCCCUGCUGUACUCCCUCGCCCCCGGAGUCGGCUUCGAGGGCUUCAUGAAGUGUGCUGGGCAGGUGUGGGACACGCUGAGCAGAGACGAGAAGCUGCCAGAUAAACUGCGAGACUCUACCACGCUGCUGAGCUGGCUGAGAGCACUGAAGGAGACCCACGGCUCUGUGGAGCAGUCCUCCCUGUCGCUGGCUGCCUCCCUUAAUGCUCACGGGGUUUAUCACAUAGGAUGGUCUGAUAAAAACAUAGAGAAGCGAUGUCUGCGAAACAUGGUGCAGGUCACAGUGAAAAGAGGCAAAGAGGAGAAAAGCUACAGGCUGGAAGAGCUGCUGGAGCUACAGAACAAACUCAUGCUCAUGUCGUCCAAAGGGGAGCACGGCAGAGAGCAGGUCACCCGCUUCACAGAGGUUUUUGAAGGAAUCCAGAGAGUUGCCACCGUUCUUCUCCACAUGCAAACAUCUGGCAACAUGCUGUUCAGAGCCUGGAAGGCGGAGGUCCAGUGCUGUCCACAGCAGCAGCCCAGCAUCCAGGUCACCUUCUUGUCCCUGAGGGGGAAGGCGAUGCUGUACCACGGAGAGGUGGCAGAGCAACUGCGGAGCCUGGCCCACUCCAUGGAGAGCUGCCAGAGCAAGUGGCGUUCCUUCAUCAGUCACAUGCGCUCCAAGUUCAGUUUGCUGAACCUCUACACGUCAGAGCAGAUGGUGUCUCUGUGCCACUGGAUACACAAGGUCUGUCACGACCAGGCAUCUGUUCCUCAACAGUUAUGGCAUUUACUUUUUCCUGUAAAGCCGCUCUGCAGUCUGGCCGACAUCAGAGCCGCAUUCAAUAAGGCAAAUGUGGCAGUAAAGCAAGAUGAAGAGGAAGAUAUAGAGUCUGAUGAUGAAGAUAAACAUGGAAAUGGUUCAGUGGAUACGAUGGCAGAUUCCAUGGAAGAGGUUCAUGAUCUGAUGGAGUUUUCCUCUGAGGAUGAAGGAAGUGAUGCCUUGAAGGUUUAUGACACGAGGAAAUGUAACAACGACACUCUUGAAACCCUCUGGAGACAGUUUAAGAAAGACAUGCCACACUACUUAACGGAGUGCUUGGACAUCUGCACUUUGGCCCAUUUCCUCUCAUGCCUCUCUGACAUGAACCAGCAGCACAUGAUCAGGAACCUCCCACCAGUCCUUCAGAAAGGAAAACCAAAUCUGGUCCUUUGUCCUGCAGCAGAGGUUUUUACCACCGUUUUGUCCUUCUACAUGAAAAGUCCAGAGCAGCCUUUGCCAUCUGUUGAUGAGGUUCUAGUUUGCAGAGAGGAGACCUCAGAGGAGGAGGUAGAGAUCUUUCUCCGCCGAGCUCUGGCUCCGAGCCAGAACUGUCAGAAAAUCUACUCUCUGGUCAGUCCAGGUCUGCUGGGAUAUGAUGUCAGUGUGGCCUUGGGGGACACCUUCGAGGUCCUGGAGAGAAGUGCCAACCCGCACUAUCGCCUGGUCAUAGUCAGUCCACUUGUGCACCAGCAUAGAUACGUGCCCUCUUUCUUCAGCAGUGACAAAGUGCAGGUCGGUGAGAACCUGACAGCAGAGACUGCCAGGAAAUAUCUACAUCACCACUUCACUCAACACACACUCUCACCUGACCACGUGACACUGGUGUCUCCAGCUCAGCUCUCAGUCUGGAUGGUGUCGUCCAUGCGCCCUGCGGUCGGUAAAUCUCUUUAUGUGGAUCGUCUGUUUAAGAAGUUCCAACAGAAAUGUCCCAGAGCCAAACACAUUAGGAUUAAACUGAUUGAGCCAAGCAUUGAUGUGGACUCUUUGGUUACGAAGCUGUUGGAGAAACUUGCACCUUUGAGAGAGCAGGACCCAGUUCUGCUGCACAUCGACACUGCUGGAGUUCGUACAGGUCUGGAGGAGCUCUUGUUUCAUUUGGUAGUGUUGGGCUGUGUGAGUGACAGUCACGGCCUGUUGUGGAGAAGAAAUGCAGCACAUGUGAUCACAGUUGAGCUGCUAAAAAUAAAAACUACUUCUCAGGCAAAAGAGACGGGGCUUGGACUGCUUGACAUCCUCCCUACCAUCCACUGUAGGUCUCCAAAGGAGGUAAAUGAGCUAAUAUGCCAUCAAGGGAUGUCAACAAAACAGACCCUUGAUCCACUCAUGGAUGAGCAAGAGUUUUGCAGUGAGGCCAUACAAAGACCCUAUCAAUAUUUAAAACGCUAUAGAAAUGGAGACAAUCUGGAUCGUUUUAAGUACGAGGAAGGCUCCCGAAUGGGGGAUCCCAUGGACUGUGUCAGUCAUUUCCUUUCAUACUGUGGAAUGCAAGAUCCGACCUGGGCUGAAUUGAAGAACUUUUCCUGGUUUCUCAAUGUGCAGCUGAAGGACUGUGAAAACUGGAUUUUCUGCGAUCCAGAUUUUCUGGCCGACCAGUUGCCUGGAUUUAAAGGAUUCAUUGUAAAGUUCAUGAUUCUAAUGGCAAAAGAUUUUGCCUCACCAUCUCUAAACACAUCGGAUCAAAGCCCUGUGCUUCACGUUGAAAGCAGUUCAGAGAAUGACCUUCUGGCCUGUCUGACCAUACGUAAGCAUUGGGAAAACGAGUCUCAUCCAUAUCUUUUCUUUAAUCACGAUCGAUUCUCAAUGUGCUUCCUUGGUUUCAAUGUGAAGACAGAUGGUCGAAACAUCCUCAAUGCAGUUGACCCUCACAGCAGCAGAAUCCUUAUAAGAAAUGUUAUGUCACAAGAACUUUAUGAAGGGUUGGUACGACAGAGAAUCUCUCUGACUGAGGACUUUAAUCAUCUGCCACGGGCUGACAAAAUCAAAAAGAUUGCAUGUGUGGUUGGUGCAUUUGACGGAAUGGAGGGAAGAGGAUUUGAUCCGGACCCCACAUAUGAGAUCACUGCUGACAAUGUGAUGAAGAUGUUAGCAAUACACAUGAGAUUCCGGUGUGGCAUUCCUGUCGUCAUCAUGGGAGAGACUGGCUGUGGGAAAACCAGAUUAGUCCGUUUCCUCUGUGCUCUGCAGAGGCAGGGAAGACCAAUAGAGAACAUGGUGCUUGUUAAAGUGCAUGGUGGAACUACAGCUGAAAUGAUAUACAGAAAGGUGAGGGAGGCAGCGAUCCUUGCUGAAAACAACCGCACAAUGCACAACCUCGACACUAUUUUGUUCCUAGACGAAGCCAACACCUCAGAGGCCAUUUUUGCAAUCAAGGAAAUCAUGUGUGACCAGUCAGUCAAAGGAGAACCUUUAAAAGCAGACAGCGGCUUGAAGAUAAUAGCUGCUUGCAAUCCUUACAGGAAGCACUCAGCUGAGAUGGUUGAGCGCUUGGAACGCGCAGGACUGGGAUACAGAGUGAAGGCCGAUGACACAGAAGACCGUUUGGGCAGGGUACCGCUGAGGCAGCUGGUGUACAGGGUUCACCCUCUGCCUCCGAGCAUGGCUUCCUUGGUCUGGGAUUUUGGCCAGCUGAGUGACUCAACUGAACUUUCCUACAUUAAACAGAUUGUCCAGAAAAAAAUUUCUGACCAGUGUCUGCAUUGGAUUUGCAGAGACAUCAUUUCAGAUGUGCUGGCAGCCUCCCAGAAAUAUAUGCGAAGGCGGAAAGAUGAAUGUAGUUUUGUGAGUCUCAGAGAUGUAGAAAGGUCUCUGAAGGUGCUGGUUUGGUUUUACCAGCAUAGUGAGAUUUUUUUUACCAACUGCCUUUCGCUCAGUGAAGCUCACAAAACACUGAAGUGCUUGAUUCUUGCAGUUGGAGUCUGCUACUACCCAUCUCUGGUUGCCAAAGAGGACUACCUCCGUGUCAUUUGUGAGUAUUUUCCAGAACCACUGGACUCUCCAAAAGCACUGCAGGAAGAGAUUUCAUCCUGUCAAGACUUCUUCCUUCGUAACAUACAGACAAGAGAGACCAUAGCCAAAAAUGUUGCCCUCAAAGAGAACGUGUUUCUCAUGGUGGUUUGCAUUGAGCUCAGAAUCCCCCUCUUUCUGGUAGGCAAGCCCGGAAGCUCUAAGUCACUUGCUAAGACGGUGGUUGCUGAUGCCAUGCAAGGCCAGAACUCCCACUGUGACCUAUUCAAGCAUCUGAAACAAGUUCACAUGGUCUCAUUCCAGUGUAGCCCUCACUCAAGUCCUGAUGGCAUCAUAGGGACAUUCAGGAACUGUGCCAGAUUUCAGAAGGACAAAAACAUGGAUGAGUAUGUGUCAGUGGUGGUACUUGAUGAGAUUGGACUGGCAGAGGAUUCUCCUCAGAUGCCCCUGAAAACCCUUCAUCCCCUCUUGGAGGAUGGUUGCAUUGACAAUGAAAAGCCAGACCCACACAUGAAGGUUGGUUUUGUUGGUAUCUCCAACUGGGCCCUUGACCCAGCAAAGAUGAACAGGGGAAUAUUUGUCUCCAGAUGGGAUCCAAGUGAGAACGAACUUGUGGAAACUGCUAAUGGUAUUUGUUCAUCCUCCAACCAAAUUCUCCUGAAAAUUAAACACCUCUUCCCCUCUUUGGCAAAGGCCUUCCUGAGCAUCUGUAAUAAGACCUCAACAAAUCAGUUUUUUGGUCUAAGGGAUUAUUACAGCCUGGUCAAAAUGCUCUUUGCUGUAGUCAGAUCCACACAACAGGAACCAGAUGCUGGACAGUUGGUAGAAGCCAUACUGCGUAACUUCAGUGGGCAGCCAGAAGGUUUUGAUCCUAUCGAAUCAUUCCAAGAAGUUUUUCAAAACCUUACAGACAUUCCCAGACCAAAUACAUUGCAAAUGGUGAAGAAGAACCUUGAUCCUGACAGCAGUCAGGAAAGCCGUUACCUCCUUUUGCUGACCACAAACAAUGCAGCCCUCCAUAUACUUCAGCAACAAAUGUUUUCCAAUGGAGACUCCACACCUGAAAUAGUCUUUGGCUCAGGAUUCCCAAAGGAUCAGGAAUAUGCCCAAAUUUGCCGUAAUGUCAACCGGGUAAAGACCUGUAUGGAGACUGGGCACACUGUCAUCCUCCUCAACAUGCAAAAUCUCUACGAAAGCCUGUAUGAUGCCUUGAACCAGUACUACGUUUACCUGAGCCAGCAACAGUAUGUGGAUCUAGGUCUUGGCUCCCACAGAGUCAAAUGUCGUGUGCAUGCAAAGUUCAGGCUGGUGGUAGUGGAGGACCAGAAGAAGGUCUAUGAGCGCUUUCCUGUGCCGCUCAUCAACAGGCUUGAAAAGCAUAGAGUGGACAGGAGUACUGACCUGGAACCCUGGCAGCUCAGGGUUCUUCACAAGCUGAGAGACUGGGUGAAGGAAUUCUCAGGGAAGACCAUAGAGGAUUUCAAGCUGUCUGAUAUUUUCAUUGGCUUCCAUGGUGAUGCCUGUGCCAGUGCUCUGUUGCAAGCUCUGGAAAGGAGAGCAGACAGAUUAGGAGAAAAUCUAAAAAGACAUCAACCGGAAAGUGAUCUUGCCCCAGUGGAAGACGACCAAGGGCCAAAUCAAACACUUGAGUUUGUUUCUAAUGAACAAAAAGAAGUCCCCAACCAGGAAGUAGUAGACAUGGAAAUAGAUAACAACAAGGAAGAAAUCAUAUCAGUGGAAAAGACUGAUGGCAAAAUCACUGAGGUUUUUGAUAGUGAAAACAAUCAGAUCUCUGAAAAAGAAGAGAUGAUGGAAACAGAAAACAGUGUCGGGUCCAAUGAAGAAAACAAGGAGGAAAAAGUCUUCAAUUCAGCCAAAGCUCUCUUGCUAAACUGUGCCACUCCCGAUGCUGUACUGAGGCUGAAGUAUUCAGAUUUGUCCAACCAGGAGAAGGAGACACUCCAGAGAACAUACUUCCAACACCAGCAUCACCACUCACUCAGGGACUUCCUGGAAGACUUUGUGAGCGGCCAUGAGGCUUCCAGCAGGUUUCUAGAGAUAACCACCUUCUCCAGCUUGUUGACCCGAGCAGAUGUCAAGGUUGUGGCCCAUGCUCUGGGACUGCAUACAGACCAGACCCUCCUGCUCUCACUCCAUCAGUUUGACACUCAGGUCUCUUUUUACAACAAGAUACGGAGCUUCCUCCAAAAUGCUGGGCACUCUCUUCACUCUCUCCUGUUAAUCCAGAUGGACCUUGAGGAAUCAGACUGCAGUGAUGAGCUCAUAGCUUCAGCAAAAUAUUGCACCAUGAAUUACUUGAUGUCACUGGUGGAUCAGACCUGUUGUGUGAUCUUCAUUGUGAAAGCUUCUAGGAUCUCGAGUCAGUCUCAAUACAUUGGUUUCCAGGGAGGUGUCUGGCACUCGGUUCACAUCGAUGACCUGAAGGAUUCAGAGGACAUGAGUCUGAACCUGUACGGCUUCUGUGGAACGCUGAUCAGCAGCUUACUCAACCCUGCAGCCUCAGAGAAUGAUGAACAUCAUGAACCUGCUAAGACGGAUAGAGCCCAUCUUCACAGCCUGUCCCUAGUGAAGUCCUGCAUCCAAAAAGCUGUGGGUUUGCUGAGGGACCCCGAUGGGCUGACGCCACGAAGCCUGCAUCGAGUGCACAUCCUUCUGGCUCUUCUGCGAACGACUCAAAACCACACAAGAGGUGACUUUCAGAAGGUGUUGCUGAGCCGAUUGGCCGAGGUCUUGGCACAGAGAGAGGGAAGGAUGGGCUCUCCCAAAGAGUGGGUGAGCAUAGAAGCCAGGAAGCGCCAGGCUCUGCAGGAGGGCGGGACUCUGAGACACACCUUAUGGCGCUGUCUUCAGUCCACCGUGACGCCGCUCUUAGCCAGCAUGUUGGAGGUGAUGGACCGGUACGCUAACAUGGACCUGCUCUGUGAUGAAAGGCUCAGCCCAGGGCUGAAAAGGUUGUGGUUGGACAUUUUGGCAGAUUCACAGAUUUUAGACCUAACACCUCCCCAGAAGUCAAGUGAGUCAGACCAGGAAGUGCUGGUGCAGCACUACUUCCUGUUGGACGGAGAACAACAGGGCUGCGCUGCCCCGUUCAGCUGGCUCGUCAAACUGCAUCUCGAAAAGCUGUGGGAGCAAUCAGAGUUCAUGCCAACCACCAAAGAGGAUGGCUCAACCAGGAUCCUUCAGUUUGUGAGCGCCUUCAACCACAGCAGGCUGGGCAGUCAUCUGCAGAAGCUCUCAGCCAGGGAGCAGUUGGAGUACGGACACCUCUACCUGCCAGACUUCCUGCUGCUUUCGCUGAAGAUCGAGUCAAAGGACGAGCUGAGGGUGUUCACCAGAGCCGUGCUGGGAUGCGUCUCUGAGCUCCAGGCGUCCAUGGGCGUUCGUCCUGACCUCUCUCCUGCCUGGAUAGUGGCUGCCGCCAAGCAUUUUGUCCCUCGACUGGACACCCUUAGCCACAUAUUGGUGCUGCAGGCCGACCUGGCAACCACAGUUUGUCAGCAGGGUUCAAAGAGGGAGCCUCAAGAAAUGGUUGAGGACAUUUUAGCUCUUGGUGUCUGUGUUGAGGAAACCCAACUUCUGGCUGUGAAUGGUCUCAAAGAGUGUGAGAGCUUUGUGAGCAGGGUGGAGCUUCUGCAGCCGUGUCUGGACAGAGCGCGUGGACAGCGGUACGACGCGCUCUGCAGCGCCGCCUGCCUGCAGCAGCUGGACUCCAUCAGGUCCAUGUGGAGUGGGAUGCUGGUGGUGGCGUCGUUCGUCCAACACGUCCUUUUAAAAGUCCAACACAAUGAGAGGUUGAUGGAACUGUUUCUCAAACACUGCAACCUUCAUCGGAGCCUGAUGCAGGAGUCACCUGAUCUGAGGAGCGUGGAGACGCUGCAGCAGCUGAUCCGCAUCCUCAACUCUUUCCAUGACGAGUGUAUUAGCAGGGACCUUAGGUUUGGGAUUCUCUGUGCGGUUUGCCUGUUCGAGCUCAAAGAGCCGUGCGCCCUGCCCUGCCAGCACGUCUUCUGUCUCUCCUGCCUCCAGCGCUGCAUCCAGACAAGGCGUUCAUGCCCCAGAUGCAGAACAGACCUGCUGCCGGACUUCCAGCCAGCAGUCAGUCGCACCAUCGAGGCAGCACUAGAACAACAGGGAGCCAUCAGGUCCUGCUGUAACGCCUUCUUCCUGGAGGUGGUGUCCAGGUUCUGUUUGUCCGAAGGGCAGAAGCCCAGAGAGGAAGUGGUGGAGCUUCUCUUCUCGUUGGUCGUCUCUGCUAAUGGGGAUGUGUACCGGACCAGGGAGCUCACUCCCUUCCUGCAGUGUGUGGACAACAGUCCCGUGGUGAGAUCAGUGCUGCCGAAGCUGCUGCUGCAAUACAGCUUUGACCAGGCAAAGGCUCACAUUCAGACCUACCUCAAGAACCUGGAGGAGAAUCUUCUGGACCCAGAGGACCUUACUGAACUCUACCUGCUGUUUGUCAGCUGCUUCCAGGACUGUCUGCUUGGCACAGAAGUGAAAGAAGGACAGAGAGCUGAAGUCCAAAGACAAGCAGAAAUCAGCUUUCUGAGCCGGACAGCCAGAAAACACAGUCCGGACAGACAAGAAGAACCAGCAGAGUUCCUGCUCAGCACAGCCCAGCUGAGGAUCUGCCUGAGCAGAGGUGCCCAGCUGCUCAACGCCACGGCCCGAGGCACAAGUGGAGGUGAGUCGGUGGAGCAGUACCUGCGUCAGGUGAGAGCCGUGUGUGAGUACGGUGGGAAUGACUGGUACCGGGUUUACCUGCUGCGAGCCCUCCACCGAUGCUCCAGUAUGGACUUGGUUCUGUCGCUGGCGAACAGUCCAGCCUGCAGAUGGGUUUUCCCUGCAGAGCUGCUUCGGUUGCAGAGGAUGGUUUCGACCACUGUGGACACGUUCCUGUGCUGCGGCACCUCCUACCGAGCGACGAGAGACGCUCUGUGCCAGGUUCUGUCUGAAAAUGGAUGCGACAGCUUCGUGGCUCAUCUGCAGACGCUGAGAGGUAGUCACACCAGCCUGGUGGCCCUGGCUCUGUUCAGACACAUCACCUGCCGCUACAGGUCCCCUGACGCCAACAUGCAUCCCUCCCCGCAGGAGAUAAGUAAACUGGAAAACAUCCUAACGCACGUCAGACCGACGGAGUUCAGGGAGUUCUGCUCUUCGCUUCUGGCCAAUCAGAUUGGUGGACUGGGCUCACGCCUCCACAUCAGCACCAACCUCCCUGCUCAGAGGCAGACCCUCCUGGAGCUGCUGGUCCAUCUGGGCUCUGUGCUUCUCAGUGGGAGCUCUCUGCUGGUUUGUCUGCACCCGAUCGCCUCCCAGCCCCAGAACGUCACAAACUUUCUUCCAACAAUGCCGGACGAUCACACGAGUGAAGUCAGACAGUGGUUGGCUGGAGAGAGAGCACUGAUGUACCACUGUGCCAAUGGGCAUCCAUGCAUUGUUGGAGAGUGUGGUAAACCAAUGGAAACCUCAACAUGUCCAGAGUGUGGCAUUAAAAUUGGUGGAAACAACCAUAGAUCAGUUCCGGGCUUCACUCCGCGAGCAGUCUACAGUGAUCAGACGCGAACCGGACACAUUCUGGGGGGGGCUACUCAGAGGGCCGAGGCCCCUGAGAGGCAGCUGACGAUGGCUCAGUCCUGCAUCCUGAGGCUGCUGACGCAUCUCACCCUGCUCCAAGGCGCGAUAAGAGAUCAGGAAGGAGUUGGUGGCAUGAUUCACCCAAGGCCGCUCGACAUCUUUAGCUUCCUGUGGAACCAUCUUGAAAAGGACAUGAGUGUGCUGGGUGACACGUUGGAUCAGAACAUGGACAACACGGCGGUUACUGUUCAUCUGGUUCUGAACGCCAGCACAAAUCAGACUUCAGGCCCCCGCGGUGCAGCUCCCGAUCUGUCCUCCAGACACGGACGGCUGCAGUGGGAGAAGCUCGUCUGUGCUUCUGCCAUCGACCCAGUGCUUCACGAUUUAAAGAGGAACCUGUGUGAAGCUCAGGCCAGGAUCAGCAGCGAUCAUGGACUUGCUGGAAGCCCCCUGAGGAGUGUUCUCUUUGGGGAUCCUGGGAAGAUGCUGUCCCUCCCCUGCAAUAGAUCCACCGAUCGCUCCUCCUUCUGGACUCUCCCUGAGAUCAUGACAGUGGAGCGAUUCUCUCAUUUGGUGGGAGAGUCCAAGGGACACGACUCGUUCCCUCUGCUCAUGAUAUUCCUUAAGAAGAUUCAUUGUGUGAGACAGUUACCUCACCUCCCUGAGCUGGUGGCUCUACAGUCAGACCUGCUGAGGGCGUUUCCUCGUGCAACAGCAUCAGCCUGUCAGACGAUUGCUCAGAUGUUGCAGCAGAUACAGGAAGGAUGUCAGAAGAAGAUGCUGCUCGAGAGAGUGGAGAGAUUCAUCAAAGUGUGGAACAGCCUCAGAGCAGAGAUGGCAAACAACUCAGCAGAGCUGGGUGUGGAUGUGAAACUGUGUGAGAAGGAGGUGACAGCCGAGAGCACUGGAGAGUUCCUCACACCGAACCGACACGGACCCGGGUCGUGCCUCCAAACUCUGCUGCGCUUUCUGUUGGAGACCCACAACAGCCUGGUGCGAGCAGCCAGGAGCGUGAGCCACCGGGAGGACAGUGAUCACAGCGUUCUGUUGGAGCGCGUCUCAGAAACCCAGCUGACGCUGUGCCACCCGGAGAGAGAGCUGCUCCCUUUGGUUUUGGCAAACUGCCACUACACCCUGAAGAAGGGCGGCGAGACGGACACCAGCUAUGACCUGUCCGGGAUCCAAACGCAGCUAUGCCGCUGCUUCCUGGCUGGAAAACCCCUCAUCCAGGAGGACACGUCGAGGUUCCUCACCACACACUCGCAGGAUUUCUCUGUGGUUCUGUCUGAGGUCAGGGGAAAGAUCUGUCAGGAACCGCUGAAGGGCUCAGUGAGCAGCGCCAUGAGAACCGUGCUGCGCUCAUACGCAGACGUUUGCGAUGCCGUGUUUGUGGUGGAGAUCGGCCUCCGCUUUCUUGGAAAGACGGGUGGGGAUCCUCAGGCUCCGCUCCUGUCUUUCCUCGCUGAUUCUCUGCAGAUGGGGCCGCAGGUUUCCAGCACUGUGGCCAAGAGUCUUGGCGAAAGCAAACUGCUGCACAGCGUUUUCACCUGGCAACUACUGACUUGUUGGAAAUCUGAGCUAAUGCUAAACAGAAAGCAGGAUCCUUUUCAGGAACUACCAUCUAAGUUCCAGCAGAAGCUGUCGGAGGAGGACAGGAAGAGGCUGAAGGUUUUCCUCGCUGCCACAGACACUGAGAGCUUUUGUUUAGAGCUACAUGAAAUUCUGCUGCUGAAGACGUGCAAUGCAGAUGAGAGCUACCAACCACACUGGGACAUCAGGUCCACCGUGGAGGUCCAUUUGGAGCAGAAGGGCCUCCCACCUCUGCUGGAGCUCGAGUCACUGCCGGAGGAGAUCACACUGGGACAAGGCGCUGAUGUGUGGAGGGCCACCGUGGCAUUUAAAAGGCGAUAGUAGUAGUAAGCUGUUUUAAAAGUGAAUGACUGUCAUUCAUUUAAACUAAUAUCAUGUUUUAUUAUACAUGCAUGGAUUAUUACACAUGUAUAAAAGAACACUGGCCUGCUUAAAAAUAUUAAACUGACUGGAGAGUCCACCACUGUGGGACUAUUAAAGGUUUUCUUAUUCUUAUUUUUAACCAAAAUGACCAUGAAGUGUUUCAGAAUCACCAUAAACAGACACAUAAUGACCAUGGGGACAUACAAAAUGAUUUUGAUGAUAGAAAAUGAGCACAAAACGAAUGUUAUUAUUUUUGAACGUAUUUAGCCUGAGUGCCCAGCAAUUAAAGAGUGGGCUUCUGUUUACUUAGAAAGUGUCAGCUAUUACUCAUGAUAAUUAACAGCCAGAUGAUUGAAGAUUUGUCUUUUAAAUGUUUGAGAUUAGAACGGUCUUAAUUAUUAAAUGUUCAGCAGUACUUUAUUGACUUUGUUAUCUUCAACCUGUCUAUAAUGUAUCAAAAAAUAAUUUAAUAAAGCCACUGGGAAUUUAAGGUU